GUGCGCAGGCGCCGUCCCCCAGAGACGCCAUUACCCAGAAGGUCGGGGGAAACGGAGGCCCGGCUCCGCCCUGUGCGCUGGCGCGGCCGGGCCGGGGCUGGCCUGGUUGUCAUGAGAGCGGCGGCGGCGGCCCUGGCGCUGGGCGCAGGAGGCCGGGGCUGCUCCUCGGCGGCCACCGCCGCUGCGGCUCGGGGGUACAGGAGGAGGAAGAGGCGCCUUUUGAGCUCCGGAAGGCGCUGCCGAGGGGCAGCGAAGGGCCCUGGGACCGUGCAGGCGCCGAGGUCCGGGCGGGCCUUCCGUCCUGACAGCCCGGUGCCAGGAUGCCCCACAAGAUUGGCUUCGUCGUCGUCAGCUCCUCUGGACAUGAAGACGGCUUCAGCGCCCGGGAACUAAUGAUCCACGCGCCAACCGUCAGCGGGUGGAGGUCACCGAGGUUUUGCCAGUUUCCACAAGAAAUCGUUCUUCAGAUGACGGAGAGAUGUCGGGUCAGGAAGCUGCAGCUGCUCGCCCACCAGUACAUGAUCGCGAGCAAGGUGGAGCUCUAUGUCAGCGAGAGCCUGCCCGAGUACUUCGUGCCCUACCAGGCCGAGCGGUUCCGGAGACUCGGCUACGUCUCUCUCUGUGACAACGAGAAGACGGGCUGCAAAGCCCGGGAGCUGAAGUCCGUCUACGUGGAUGCGGUAGGACAGUUCCUGAAGCUGAUUUUUCACGAGAACCAUGUCAACAAGUACAACAUAUACAAUCAGGUCGCUCUGGUUGCGGUGAAUAUCAUCGGAGACCCUGUGGAGUUUGGUGAUGAAAGCAACGUUUCCUCCAGAGAGAAGCUGAUUGACCAUUACCUGGGGCACAACAGUGAGGACCCAGCUCUGGAAGGAACUUGUACCGGGAAAUCUGACUAUAUUUCUCCGCUAGACGACUUAGCUUUUGACAUGUACCAAGAUCCAGAAGUAGCCCAGAUCAUACGGAAAUUAGACGAGAGGAAGCGUGAAGCUGUCCAAAAGGAGCGUUACGACUAUGCCAAGAAGCUAAAACAAGCUAUUGCUGAUUUGCAAAAGGUCGGGGAGCGGCUCGGGCGGUUCGAGGUGGAGAAGCGCUGUGCGGUGGAGAGGGAGGACUACGACCUGGCCAAGGAGAAGAAGCUGCAGAUGGAGCGGUUCCGCAGCCGGGUGUACGAGCAGCUGCAGCGGCACAGCCUCGUGGACGCCGAGCCGAUGCGAAGGGCUUCUGACCUGCCCCUCCACCCCCUGGCUCACUCCACCAGUCCUUGCCACCCACAGCCAGUGCCGUCUCUACCGCAAGAAGAAAGUGCACCAGAAAGCCGGUUUGCGGAGCCUUGCCUUCAGGACAAGCCUCCAGCGCAUCCCCGGGGCCCUUCUCAGCACUCUGCAGUGGACCUCUCACCGCCCGCCGCAGACCCCCAUCUCAAGACCCACCUCCCGUCUGUGCCCUACGAUGAGCGGCCCCUUCCUGCCUCACGGAAGCAGCCGGCAGCAGCCGCCCUGGAACCGGAAAAGAGUGACACUGAUACCAGCGAGGCUCCCAGAGGAGGAGCCGCUGGAGAGCCGGAGCCCUUGACCGAGAAGGCCCUGAGGGAGGCUGGCCCCGCCGUGGAUGUGCUGGGAGAAAGCCUGGUCGCAGGGGCCUACUCCAGGACGUGGUCGUACCGGGAGGACGCGUUGCUCGCCCUGUACAAGCGGCUGACGGAGACACCCGCUGGGGCCCCGAAGGAGGAGCUGAAGAGCACACUGCGCGCCUCGGUCUUUCUCGUGAGAAGGGCCCUCAGGGACAUAGUGACCCCGGUUUUUCAGGCUUCUUUAAAAUUGUUGAAAAUGAUAAUUACGCAGUACAUUCCUAAGCACAAACUGAGUAGGCUUGAGACCGCUCACUGUGUGGAAAGAACCAUCCCCGUCCUGCUCACCAGGACUGGAGACUCCUCUGCUCGCCUCCGAGUUGUCGCCUCAAAUUUUAUUCAGGAAAUGGCCUUGUUCAAGGAAGUCAAGUCUCUCCAGAUUGUCCCAUCGUACUUGGUGCAGCCGUUAAAAGCCAACACUUCGAACCAUCUGGCCAUGAGCCAGAUAGGCCUCCUGGCCCGGCUUCUGAAAGACCUGGGCACCGGGGGCUCGGGCUUCUCCAUUGACAACGUGAUGAAGACUCAGUCACCACAAGAACCGCUCCCGACCUGUGUUCAGUUUUCAGUGAGCGCCCUGGAGCACAGAGUGUAUGAGGUCCGCGAGGCCGCGGUUGGAGUCGUUUUGGACAUGUAUAAGCAGCACCGGGCUCUUAUUCUGGAGUACCUCCCUCCGGACGACAACACCACGCGCAAGAAUGUUCUCUAUAAGACAAUUUUUGAGGGAUUUGCUAAAAUCGAUGGCAGACCUACAGAUGCUGAAAUUAGGGCACAGAAGAAAGCAGCUACAGAAGAAGCCGAAAAACGAAAGAAAGAAGAGAUUAAAGCUUUGCAAGGGCAGUUGGCCGCGCUCAAGGACACUGAGGCCGAAGCCCAGGGGAAAGGAGCCCCCCCGGUGGAGGCGGACAGUCAGGACACACAAGGAGGGAAAGCAGCCCCUCCGCCGGCUCCAGAAGGCCCAGACCAUCACUACUUGGAUAACCUGUGCAUCUUCUGCGGGGAGAGGAGCGAGGCCUUCACGGAGGAGGGGCUGGACCUGCACUACUGGAAGCACUGUCUCAUGCUGACGAGGUGCGCCCACUGCAAACAGGUGGUGGAGAUCUCCAGCCUGACGGAGCACUUGCUGACGGAGUGCGACAGGAAAGACGGGUUUGGAAAGUGUUACCGCUGCAGCGAGGCCGUGCUGAAGGAAGAGCUGCCCAGACACAUAAAAACGAAAGAGUGUAACCCUGCCAAACCAGAAAAGCUGGCAAACCGGUGUCCGCUGUGCCAUGAGAACUUCUCCCCGGGAGAGGAGGCGUGGAAAGCUCACCUCAUGGGUCCGGCGGGCUGCACGAUGAACCUGCGUAAGACCCACGUGCUGCACAGGGCACCCGCUCUGCCGCCAGCAGGUAAAGGCGCAGCUGUGGCCAAGUCAGGGACCUCGGGAUCAAAGGUUGGAAGCAAGAUCCCUACCCCGAAGGGACUGAACAAAAGUUCCGGGAGGACGUACACAAAGCGGUGACAUGAUGCGCAUCUCCUCUGUCCCUGCGAAGAGCGGAGCAAGUUUCCUGACUGUGAACCAUUUCUCCUAAAAUCCGCCCAUGGAUAUGGUGACCGUCCCCCACCCCCGCUGACCCUCGGCUCUCGGCCGUGCUGGUCCGGACCUGUUGCACCGGCCGUGGGGCCGACGGAGAACCUGCGUCCCAGGGUCAGGUCUGGACCCGCCCCGGCUUCGAGCAGCCAGGCUUCUGCCCUCCCAGCCCGGCACGCACAGGAGAGCACCCGUCUGCCGGAGGGUGCCGACGCGAUGCCCGUGCGGCCAGGCCCUCUUCCCAAGUGCUUGCAGUGAUUCCCAUAAAGACUUCACUGGAAACCUCGGGCCUGUUCGUCUCUCUCACACCUGGCCGAAUUCCCACCGGGCCGUGGCCCCCCAGCAGCGGUAACCAUGAGUGUCACCGGGUGCCUUACCCCAGCCGGGUGCACUCUGCCUGCCCCUGCCCGGUGCACCUCCUCACCCAUGUCUGCAGAGCCUGUGCUCCCCGCUGUCAUCGGUCACUGGGCAUGGGUCCCCCGGUGCCCCUCACCUGGCCAGAGGCCCAUGAGGAGUGCACGGUCCGUAGCCGUCACCACUCUCCCGCGGCAGUCCCCCCCCCCCCGCCGUAACCCCCCAGCAGCUGUCCCCCCACGGCAGUCCCCCCACCCGCAGCAAUCGCCCCCCACGGCAGUCCCCCUACCCGCGGCAGUGCCCUGGGGGAGCUGAGGUGGGCACUGUGAGGCUCCAAGGCAGGGCCGCACUGGGGGUGCUCACAUCCCUUAAGUCUGGGCCGCCCUCAGCAGAACUACAAGGUGACUGUCACCUGUCCUGUGUUCGCCUGCCCACAGCGUCGGCUGGAGCGCCCCGCUCUUGAACCCCAGAGGCAGACGUGGCACCGCUCUUGACUCUGGCGUGGGGCAUCUGCUCCUUCGCGCAUGUCACCGGUCAGCCCCUGCAGACCCAGCGCGUCUGCCUCAGGCCUGCCCCUCGCUCAUCUGCGUUGGAAUUGGGGCUCCACGUUCAUUUGCAUGGCUCGUCCCAUGAUACUUCACGCACCAGAUGUCAUUUCAAACGAAGACACCAGACCUCGAAGUCCAGCCCCCUCCCAGCUCCCCACCUGCCAUCGGGCAGGGGAGCGGUUCCCCGUGCUUCCCAUGCAGGUGGCCAGGCUGACAGGCCAGUGUGGGUCUGCAGGGAGGGCCCCACGUCUCCCCACGGCCAAGUCUCCCAGGGACCCGAGGUGGCUGGCCCUUCCUGUCCCACCGUGCAGCUGGGACAUGCUCCCCCCUCCUCCUUAGCGCCCGGCAGGCUUUCCCAACUGAGACCCGGGGUGACGGAUGAAGUGUGGGCUGGGUGAUUAGUGUGUAAAUAAAUACUGCGUUUCCGGCCGUGUGAAACCACAAAGUGUGUCUUAGAAAACCCCUAACAGCUGUCAGAGCAGUGCGCUCGCUCCUGAGUACGUCCGUGAUCGUGAAUUUGCACGACUCUCUCUCCGUCCUGGGAAGGCUAAUACCUUCUCGUACGCAGCAUGAGUGAGACCGAGAGAAUUACCAAAACCAGUGACCCAACCAAACCAUGAAAGCGCACGGGGAGAAAGGAAGAAAGGACGCAAACCUUCAGUGGGCAGAGCAGAGCGCGGAUGCCGGCAGGUGACACUCCGGCCUUUCUGGCCCCGGGGACAGCGGCUCGACCUGCAGCCCGUCCUCCACACGCGGACCAGCCGCUUCCGUAACCAGAGCCGCGGUCACGCGAGCUAGUGAAGGAACCAUUCCUUCCUCUCCGACCAACACUUCCAAAUACAGAGGUCUUAUUUUCUAUAUAUUGUAACUUGAAAAAGCAUUUGUAAAGAUAUUUAAUUUUAGUGAUUGGCAAACCAAAUCGGGUGCAUUUAAGACCAGUGAGCACGUCGGUUACGGAAGAAUCGAGUGGCGAUAUUGAAACGAUCCCUGGCAGGUUCUCGUGGCUGCUGAAAGCCUUACAGAGUUACGGACUUCUAAAGAACCACAAACAAAAGACAAAAAAUUUAAAAGGAACCGUAAGAUCCCUUGGCCAUGUAUAAAUAAAUCUGUAAAUUUGGAAUAGGAAUUAAUGAUUGACUUUUCACUCCUGAAUAUGUUGUGCAUAUUUAACUAUUUAUUUCUAUUAUUUUCAUAUUUCAGGAUAUUUUAUCAAGCUAAUUUAAAAGAAAUGUGUCUAUAAAUUUGGCAUCAGAAUACACAUGUAAAUACUUUUAAUGAAAAUUUGCAACUUUUUAAUGUUUUAACAUAGUUUUCUAUUUGUCUUUAUUUCAGGUGCCAGAGUUAUAAUAUCUAAUAUAUUUUUGUUGUUAUUUUAGGGCCUAGGGGAUCCCUCACCCUGAGCAUAUGAACAUAAUAAAAAGGUCACUCAAUGUUCUGUCACUUUUAUUUCAGGUUUUCCAUUAAAAGGCAAACGGAGUGUCUUCCACUCUGGCGCGCAGGCCAGAGGCGCGGCUGGGGGAGGCAUGGGAGGGGCAGGGAGUCCGCUGCAGGGACGGAGACAGAGCUGGCCCCACGCUGCAGGGGGUGUGGACACGAGCUUCCUGCUGAACAAGGUGAAGGACAGUCAGCUCCCUGUGACUUGGAGGACGUGGUCGCCCAGCUGUGCCCGCAGGUGGAGUCGGAGUGUCCCUCUGACCGUCUUGCAGUGCCCGCAGCGCAUCCGCACACCUGCGCCCCUUGUCCAGAGGGACUUACUGGCCAACACGGAGAUCUUGCUUUCAAAUGAGUAAAAAGGAAGUAUUUUCUCUG
Lutra lutra (Eurasian river otter) is the source of this 5911-nucleotide messenger RNA. It is a transcript of the gene CEP104, whose product is annotated as centrosomal protein 104. Lineage: Eukaryota; Metazoa; Chordata; Mammalia; Carnivora; Mustelidae. Bases 321 to 3131 code for a protein of 936 amino acids. Gene Ontology annotation, cellular component: cilium. The transcript has 22 exons. The record is from RefSeq and is a predicted model, not a curated record.